UUGAAUAGCCGUGGCCACACGGGGCGAAAACCCUAGCGCAAACGAAAAAAUUAAUGUCAAAACGGUUUCGCGUAACCCUUACACGCUGUCAAACUUUUAUACGUCCGCGGACUUUUUCGCUGAACCCUUGACGCUGUCAAACGCUUUAUUAACGAAAAGGUAGGUUUGUUUUUGUGAUGUUUUUUGCAUUUUUAAUUUAAAUAAAACUGAAUUUCAGCAAGAAAAUGGAUCGCCUGCCGAGAAAGGAACACGAAAAGCUGAACCCUGAUCAAUCGCUGAGGUUGAUUGAACAAGUAAAGAGGUUUCCAUGUUUAUGGUGUAAAACGACAAAAGACUACAAGAAUAUAAACAAACAUGCGACGGCGUGGGCUAAAAUAGCUAACGAGCUCAGCAUCAGCGAGAUGGACGCUAAGCAGCAGUGGAAGAACCUUCAAGCCAGCUUUCGUGUGUACAGAUCAAAAGUGAAGAGAAGCACAGUAACGGGGUCAGGACGCGACGAAAUUUAUACACCGCGCUGGUUUGCCUAUCAAUCCAUGACGUUUCUCUCCGAGUCUUUGGACGUCGUCAACACAACUGAUACAAUUGGACUAGCGCGGCCACCACCAAUGCAAUCGACAGACACAUCGCAAGCUGUCUACAUCAUCCCUGAUAUAUCCAACUCCAAUAGCCCAUCGAUAGAUAUAUUUGACUUUAAUGAUCCUGAUGAACCUGAUACACAAAAUACCGACCGACCACAAAAUACAAGACCUGCCCCCACUGCUGCCUCAACAGCUGGAAGAAGACAGCGUCGAAACCGUGAUACCGAUAUGGAUGACCAGCUUGCAGUUUCGCUGCAGGCUUUAGUAGAUGUCACUAAUCUACAAAUACAGCGAACAUCAUCCAGAAUAGCUAGUAACGUUGCUGAAUGGGUAGACCAUUUGGAUAGCAGCAUUCAAUCUUUAGUAAUAGCAAAAUUAUAUCAGGCGAUGCAUGCAAUAGAAGUUCAGAUGAGCGAGCUCGAUCUCAAUGACAUAACAACGAGCCAGUAGGAUCUACCGUUUUUUUGUCUUUUGCAACCAUUAGACUGAACCUUUUUUAGUCAUUUAUUAAUAAGCUUUUUCUUUUCUCUUCUUAUUAGUAGGGUUAAGUUGUUACAAGCUAGUAGAUCCGUCGUUGCUUUGGUCAAACCAUAAGACUGAACACUUUCAAGUCAUUUAGUUAUAAUCACCGAUCACUUGUUAACGUUUUAAGUUCUUACCUUUACGUAGUCCUGCAGCGCUUCCAUUAAAGCCUCGCAUACAUCAGGCACGAUCUUCCCGAUAGCUUGUCUGGAUACCUGUGAUGAAAAUAAAAGUUGAAUUC
This is a messenger RNA of Anopheles darlingi, 1341 nucleotides long. RefSeq lists its product as uncharacterized. The record is from RefSeq and is a predicted model, not a curated record. The transcript has 4 exons. Gene Ontology annotation, cellular component: nucleus; transcription regulator complex. The coding region runs from base 225 to 1028 and encodes 267 amino acids. Lineage: Eukaryota; Metazoa; Arthropoda; Insecta; Diptera; Culicidae. Gene Ontology annotation, biological process: regulation of transcription by RNA polymerase II.